CUCGUUCACACUAAUUUUGUGUAAGUUAAUAAAGUUUUUAAUGAAUUUUUUUAGCGAGUGGUGCCUCUUUUAUUCUGAAAGUCUAUUCCGGAAGUUCCGCUCUUAUUAUUUGUCGAUUGUUUUGGGAGAAGAAGCCGCGCGCGCCGCUGCAGUUCAGACCGAGCGCUGUUUCUGCGACACCUCCGAGGAAAAAUACCGCCAGUCUUCUCCCUGGAGUAACCACCUGACACAGACGACACCCUCAGAAGUCGGACGUUUUUUUUCGGAUUGUAUGUUACAACAAAAAGAUGGCGGUUAAAAACAAAGAAAUUCUGAGACACCAGAAGAAGUAAAUUUAAGUCUCGCCCGGGCUGUGGAGACUCUCCGGACAGACGCUGGGUGAGACGAGGUGAAGAACUUUCCCGGCGGGGUGCAGCCUUCGUGAAUGCGGGCGGCGCAGGUAAACUCUGCACCGUUCUCGGAUGAAAAGAGAGCCGCGUGUCGGGAUGUGACUUUCGGCGCAGCGGCAUGUAGUUUUUGGCGGAGCGGCGGGGGGGAUUUGGACUUUGAGAAUGAACUUUGUGCACCGAGCGUGUUUACUUUUUGCGCUUUAGAGACAGGCGAAACCAUGGGUUGAAAGCAUCCCUUUGGAGGAUAAACUGCGGGGACAUUCAACGUGGGUGGAAGAAGAAUUCUUUCUGUUAUGUAAUAAUUGUCAGCGCCUGAUAUUUAGUGCCAAAUCUCAGCAAGAAUCACCCCCACAUAGUUGUUUUUUUGGGGUGAUAUUGUUUUAUUAUUAGUUCAAAUAUUUUUCAUUUUUUUGUUUUAUUUUGAUUAAUUCGCUUUUCUGAAGUAAAAAGCCCCCAAGGCUAGAAAAGUUAGUCAGAUAUUGGGUUCAGUUGACAGUAUUUACCUUUAUCACCCCGCCCACCUGUGUUUGAUCUAAUUUGAUGAAAUAAUUGGAUAAAAAUGGCGCUUCCUGUUAAAAUGACUCCAGGAAACGAUGGUGUCAUGGGCCUUUUUUUGAGCUUUGUUUGCAACCUUUUUUAUAGCCACUAACAUGUUAUAAUGCCCACGUUUGCCCUCAUCCUUGGGGAGAUGUAGGCACCCUGAGACCCUCAACCUUUUUAACUCAUCGACUUCCUGUUUCUGGAUCAUCAAAGUCUAUAGCUAACCUUUGACAGAGACUUCGUCGGUCCCUCCCUCCCCCCAACUCAUUAGGGCUGGUGGGGAGGGUGGAUCUUGGCCCCGCCGGGGUCCAAAACUGUGGCUGGUGACCCCGCCAAAGGAAGGGCCCCCACCAUGGAGUCCAGCCCGGAGAGCCCCAACCGGGCGGUUGAGUACCUCCUGGAGCUGAACAAUAUAAUUGAGAGCCAGGCCAAGCUCCUGGAGACUCAGCGGCGUCGCAUCGAGGAGCUGGAGGGCCAGCUGGACCGGGUAAGCCAGGAGAACCAAGACCUGCGGCACGAGCGCAGCCCGCGGACCCCUGGAUCGGACACCCCCGAGCAGAACCACAGCCAACCGCUGUCCCUCCCCAUUCAUCAGAGCUGUGGAGCUGGUGGGGGGAACAGCAGCACAGCUGCAGCGCAGGUGACAGCCGGGUCGGGCAAUACUCCGGCACCCAGCCGAGAGAGGAGAACCCACGGCAGGCUGACCCGAGGUCUUUCCUGCGGCUCCUCCACCACCGACCGGCUGGAGCGCACCGACAGCACAGACACCAACGCCAGCUCCAGCCUGCGCAGAAAUGUUGAGGGCGAAUCUCAGGGUCAAGAGGCAGGCACCCACAAAGACAGCUCUUUCAGCCAGACGCCUUACCAUCGGGGGGCCGAACGCUACAGUGACAGCAGCAGCAGUGCUCCAAUCGGAUCCAGAACCCCCACCUCCAGCUCGGCCACCUUGGCCUGGGCGCUGCGGACUCGCCAUCAACCUGCGAGCCUGGCCCUCCGCAAGCAAGAAGAAGAGGAGAACAAGAGGUGCAAGGCUCUUUCUGACAGCUAUGAGCUCUCAACCGAUCUGCAGGAUAAGAAGGUGGAAAUGUUGGAAAGAAAGUACGGCGGAUCCUUCGUAAGUCGCAGAGCAGCGAAGACCAUCCAGACUGCCUUCAGGCAGUACCGCAUGAACAAGAACUUUGAGCGGCUCCGGAGCUCUGCAUCAGAGAGUCGCAUGACGCGGCGGAUCAUCCUCUCCAACAUGAGACUGCAGUAUUCCUUCGACGAGCGGCAGCCGCAGCAGCAGGCCCAAACGCAGACCAACUUCACCCACAGCGUGGCCAUAGGCCCCCCUCACUCCCCCGAUCCAGACCGACCAGGAGACUACACACAUCUGGAGGACUCCUUCUCUAAACAGGUCAAGUCUUUAGCUGACUCCAUAGACGAUGCCCUCACCUGCCGGGCGGGCUGCGAUGACUCUCAGGAGGGCAGCAGGGAGGGCGGAGGGAUUAGCGAAGACUUUGGAGAGUGCAUGUGGAGCAGCAGCAGCAACCCCUCCUCCCAGAGAGGUCUGGGAGAGAGGGGCAGGGGAGCCGGAGGAGGGCUCAGCAUGCACGGGGACAGUACAGCAACCUCAUACAGUGACGUGACCCUUUACAUGGAUGACGGCAUGCCGUCCUCUCCUCUGUCUCUGGACCGGGCGCCGAGCAGCACCGACACGGAGUACUGGGGGCCCGGGGGCGGCGUGGGAGGCCGCGAGGACAGCCGAGACACCGAGGGAGGCGGCAGCAGUAACAGUCGGCGCAGCACGCCCUGCACAGAGUGCAGAGAUUACCGACAGAGGGGCGCACAUCUGCCUCUUCUUACAAUCGAGCCACCCAGCGACAGCUCAGUCGACAUGAGUGACCGCUCAGACCGCGGCUCCCUGAGCAGACAGCUGGUCUACGAACAGGAACCUGCCGUCGGGUCGGGCUCCCCUCAGGGAACGCUCAAACACUCCCCCAACACGGGCACCCGGCCCUCCUCCACCACAGCUGCCCAGGGCCAGACCAGGGUCCCUGGAAGACCCCUACCCACCCACAUCCCCCACCAAGUAGCAGCUCACCACCACCAUCACCACCACCCAAUCCAUCACCAUCAGUACCCCGAUACCCCCUCCUCCUCCUCCUCCCCGCAGCAGCCACCCACCACCCCCCUGUCGUCGUCCUCUUCUACAGUUCUGCCGUCCGGAGGUCUGGAGCAGCCGUGCUGCUCUGACGGAGACAACGACUCCCUCAACUCCACCACCAACUCCAACGAGACGGUCAACUGCAGCUCGGGCUCCUCGUCUCAGGACAGCCUGCGGGAGCCUCUGCCCCCUCUAGGCAAGCAGACCUACCAGAGAGAGAGCCGCCACAGCUGGGACUCGCCACCCUUCAACAGUGAUGUGGUACAGAGACGCCAGUACCGCAUCGGUCUCAAUCUUUUCAACAAGAAGCCAGAGAAGGGGAUCCAGUACCUAAUAGAGAGGGGCUUCGUGUCAGACACUCCAGUUGGGAUCGCUCGCUUCAUCCUGGAGAGAAAAGGCUUGAGCAGACAGAUGAUCGGAGAAUUUCUGGGAAACCGGCAGAAACAAUUCAACAAAGAUGUCUUAGACUGCGUGGUGGAUGAGAUGGACUUCUCCGGUAUGGACAUCGAUGAUGCUCUGAGGAAAUUUCAGGCCCAAAUUAGAGUUCAAGGAGAAGCACAGAAAGUAGAACGGCUGAUUGAAGCCUUCAGUCAGCGGUAUUGUGUCUGCAAUCCCACCCUGGUUCGGCAGUUCCAGAACCCAGACACCAUCUUCAUCUUGGCUUUUGCCAUCAUCCUCCUCAACACUGACAUGUACAGCCCCAAUGUGAAGGCGGAGAGGAAAAUGAAACUCGAAGAUUUCAUCAAGAAUUUGAGAGGCGUCGACAAUGGUCAGGACAUACCCAGAGACCUGUUGGUCGGAAUAUACCAACGGAUUCAGAAAUGGGAGUUGCGGACCAACGAUGACCACGUGUCCCAAGUGCAGGCGGUGGAAAGGGUCAUUGUGGGUAAAAAACCUGUGUUGUCCCUUCCCCAUCGCAGGCUGGUGUGUUGCUGUCAGCUCUACGAGGUCCCGGAUCCUAACCGACCUCAGAGGACAGGAGUGCACCAACGAGAGGUCUUCCUCUUCAAUGACCUGCUUGUGGUGACAAAAAUCUUUCAGAAAAAGAAAACUUCUGUGACGUACAGCUUCAGACAAUCCUUUCCUUUGGUGGAGAUGCAAGUGCACAUGUUCCAGAACUCAUACUAUCCUCAUGGCAUCCGGCUCACCUCAGCCAGCUUAGGAGGGGAGAGGAAAGUUCUCAUCGUCUUUAUGGCACCCAGUCAGCAGGACCGCACUCGCUUUGUUAGUGACCUCAGGGAGAGUAUUGCUGAAGUACAAGAGAUGGAGAAAUAUCGAGUGGAAUCUGAGCUGGAGAAACAAAAAGGUGUGAUGCGGCCCAGCUUGCUGACUGGGAGCAUGGUUGGAGGAGGUGUAGGUGUGAAGAGCGAUGUUGUGAAUGGCACCUUGGGAAGAACAAGUUUUGAUGACAACUGCUCGGUGGGUGAGGGUCUCAAACGCACGGCGCUCAGCUCAUCUCUCAGGGACUUAUCGGAGACAGGGAAGCGUGGUCGCAGGAACAGUGUUGGGUCUUUGGACAGUACCAUGGAAGGUUCCAUCAUUAGCAGCCCACAGCCUCACCAGCGCUACCCAUUGUCAGGCGUCCUCCCUGGAUGCUACGGGACAGAAGACUACCGGCCUCACCGCCCCAUCCUGAGCCCCGGGACGGGGGUGGGGGGUGGGCCGGGGCAGAAACAUACCACUGCUGGGACAGGAGUUGGGGGAGUCUCAAACAGUGUAGAGAGAACAGGAGCGGGGAGCGGCUCUGGGGGGAACAGCAGCACCAACAACAGCGGUUCCUUCCUGGGCUCACUCUUCGGCAGCAAACGCGCCAAACCACCAGGGCCCCUUAUUCCACCGGGGCCACCCUACCCCGCGCCUGUACCCCCACCGAAUACUGGCGGACCCCCUCCUCACUCCCCUUCAUCUCUAUGCCAGUUGGAGGGGGGGUCCUCCAAGAUCCAGGCCCUCCACGCACAAUACUGUCACGUGGGCAACGUACAGCCCCCACCACCUUACUACCAUCACCAUCGCUACCACGUCCAAGCUGUCCCCCCGCCCCUCCAAGGCGUGCCCCCCCUUACCUUACAGAGAGGUACUCUACCAUGUCGAGCACCGCUAGGCCCAGCGCACGUCCAGCACCCGCAGCUGGCCCAUCUCUCCCAGCUCUCCCAGCAUGGGCCUCCGGUUCGCUACACCAACAUGGUGGUAGGAUGUCCCCCCCCCCUUUCUCCUCUCUCCCAACAUUCCCAGAACCCACAGUUCGCCAUGUACCACGCACAGC
Oryzias melastigma (Indian medaka) is the source of this 5338-nucleotide messenger RNA. RefSeq names its product IQ motif and Sec7 domain ArfGEF 2b (gene iqsec2b). NCBI's taxonomy places the organism in Eukaryota, Metazoa, Chordata, Actinopteri, Beloniformes, Adrianichthyidae. The record is from RefSeq and is a predicted model, not a curated record. Gene Ontology annotation, biological process: regulation of ARF protein signal transduction; actin cytoskeleton organization. Gene Ontology annotation, molecular function: guanyl-nucleotide exchange factor activity; protein binding.